AUGGGUCCUAUCCACAUGAAUGAGGUCCUGUGUCUGGGGACGGAGAAGUCUAUGUGGAACUGCGGCUUUAAGAACAUAACCUCAGAGGACUGCCAACAUGUAGAAGACGCCGCUGUGAGGUGCAACACGCCAUACAUGGCUCUGGAGAACUCGAUCCGCCUGACAGGGGGCCGUACGCGGUAUGAGGGGCGGGUGGAGGUGCUGAGCACAGAGGCUAACGGGACCAGGAGCUGGGGGCUGAUCUGUGGAGGGGCCUGGGGCACCAAGGAGGCCAUGGUGGCCUGCAGACAGCUGGGGCUAGGCUACGCUAACCACGGCCUGCAAGGACCUCAUGGCUAG
Molecule: messenger RNA, 339 nt
Organism: Oncorhynchus gorbuscha (pink salmon)
Lineage: Eukaryota; Metazoa; Chordata; Actinopteri; Salmoniformes; Salmonidae
Product: lysyl oxidase homolog 3B-like
Exons: 3
Coding region: 1-339 (112 amino acids)
Biological process (GO): peptidyl-lysine oxidation
Cellular component (GO): membrane
Molecular function (GO): protein-lysine 6-oxidase activity
Source: RefSeq, a predicted model, not a curated record